Molecule: messenger RNA, 4290 nt
Organism: Rotaria sp. Silwood2
Lineage: Eukaryota; Metazoa; Rotifera; Eurotatoria; Philodinida; Philodinidae
Source: the annotation of a GenBank genome assembly
AUGCAUCUAUUAUAUGAUAUUAUAUUAAUUUUUAUAUGUAUUCCAUAUUAUUUAUGUUUGAAUAGUUUCACUUAUGUAUUAUCACAUAUAAAUACAAAUAAAAUAUAUUCUGUAUUACGUUCAAAUGAUAGUAUAUUAACUAAUUCUUCAUAUGUUCAACAUUUAUCAUUAUCAGGUGUUAAAUUACUUGAUUCAAUAGAAACACUUUUAUCAGUAAAUGAUACUCAAUCAAUUGCAUUUAAUUGGAAUAAAGGUGAUUGUUCAUUACCAUUAGCAUUAGCAUUAAAAUAUGAAUCAAUUAAUAUUAGUAGUUCAAUAUGUUUUUCUGAAAUAGAUUUAUCUGUAAAUAAUAUUUUAAAAUUAUUAGUUACAAAUCAACAAUUAGCAUCAGCAGCUACUUUAUUUAUGAAUCAAUAUUCUUUAACUUAUUUUUCAAUAAUUAUAAGUGAUUCAAGUGAUUUUUAUUUUAAUCUAGCACAAGAAUUUUCAACUUAUUUAACAGAAAAAAAUUUAAUUCUUGAACAAAUUUUACUUAAAUCAAAUUUUCCACCAACAUCAAAUUCUCUACGAAUCUAUUAUAUAUUAUGUUCAUAUGAUGAUGAAAUAUCACUUUAUUCACCAAUUAUUUCAUAUUCAAAAUCAAAAUCAACAACAAGUAAUAUUGUUUUUAUAUUUCUUCGUUGGUCGCCUCAUUUUGUUAGUUUUUAUACAACACAAUAUUUACCGAAUACAACAUCAAUGGGAGCAUCUGCUUCAUUUCCUAUUCUUCAUCUUUUACCAAUUGAUAUUAAUUCAAAAAAUAACUUUAAUGAAAUUAUUUUAAAUUAUGAACAAGAAAUUCUUUCUGAUACAUCAAAUAUAACAUUUAGUGAUGAUAUAAUAUUUAUUUUAAAUGAACUUGAAAGUGUUGAAUAUCUUCGACAAUCAUAUUUAUCAUCAUUUAUUACUCCAAUUACUUUAGAUAGUACUUAUCAACGUUUAUUUAACUAUUUAUUAGUUGGUAGACAAUGUAAUUAUACAUGGACAAUAUUUAAAACAAUAGAUACAAUAAAUUCAAUAUUUGAAAAUAUUGAUACAAAUUUAAAUUUAUGUACAACAAUUAUUUAUCCAAAUUUUGAUACGAAUACUCCUAAUGAUACUGGUUGGCAGAUUCUUCGAAUUGUACUUUUUUCAUUAUUAGGAGUUGUACUAGCAUGUGCAGCUGUACUUAUUGCUUUUUUUGUUAUACGAGCUCGACGUGCUCGAAAACAAAUGUCAAAAGGUCCAAAUAAAAUAAUUCUAUUACCAGACGAUUUAAUGUUUGUUAUGCCUAAAGGAUCAAUAUUUACAAGCAAAGUUAAUUUAAGAAAUGAAGCACAUGAAAGAAGUAAUUUAUCAAUGCGUAGUGAUGAUCUUCGUGCAGGAAAAACAGCACGUUAUAAUGGUGAUUUAGUUGAAGUAAAACAAUUACAUAUUGGUCCAUUAUCAUUGCGUACUAAAGUUAUGCGUGAAUUACGACAAUUAAAAGAUUUACGUCAUGAAAAUCUAAAUACAUUUCUUGGACUUUUUAUUGAUCAAAAUGCACCGGCUUUAGUAUUUGAAUAUGGUGAUAGAGGCAGUCUUGAAAAAAAUUUACUCUUUAAGGGUAUGCGUUAUUUAUCAAAUUCUUCAAUACGUUGUCAUGGAAAUUUAAAAUCAAGAAAUUGUAUUGUCGAUUCACGUUGGGUAUUAAAAAUAACUGAUUAUCGUCUUAAUGAAAUGUAUUCUUUACAAAAUGCUCCAAGACAAGUUGACUUCGCUGAUCUUCUAUGGAUGGCACCUGAACAUGUUCGUACAACAAUUGUUAAAAAUGACGUUGCAACAAUAAUAACAAGUUCAGCAGCGGGUGAUGUAUAUAGUUUUGGUAUUAUUAUGCAAGAAGUUAUUUUACGUGGACCACCAUAUUUUACGUAUAUAGAAUAUAAUGAAAUUCCUCGUAGAACUUCAAAUAAUUGUUUACAAUCUAAAAUUUCUUACCAAAUUAAAUAUGAAGAAUCAAGAGAAACUACUGAAACAAGACGUGAAUUAUGUCUCAAUGAAUAUCGACAACAAGCAAGACCAUAUAAAUGGCGUUAUCGUUUAUCUCCAGAUUGUGCACAUUAUUGUACAACAACAACGGAUUGUCAAAUGAAUCAAGAACAAUCUGCUUGUGUUAAUCCAUUAUGGCCAUUACGAACUAUAAAAUAUGUACAAAAAUUUAAACGUAUUUGUUAUGUUCGAAUCACAGAAAUUUUACAAUAUGAACAAGCUGAACAAAUGUAUCAUAGAUAUGGUCUUAAAUUAGCUAUUAUUGAUAAUAUUCAAUUACUUCAACAACUCCAACAAUUAAAUAUGUUUAAUAUAACAUGUAAAGGACAAUGUCCAAAAGCAAGAGGAUAUUAUAUUGGAUUAAAACGAUUAUUAAAUAGUAAGAAUCAAUCAGAAUCAAUAUGGAUAUGGUCUAAUAAUGUAACAUGGACACAGAAUGAAAUAGAUUGUGAUGAUUAUUCUCAUACUUCCUAUGUCAAUGCAACUCUUCUAUGUUAUAUUGGAAAUGAUGGACAAAAGAAAGUUACUGUAUGGAAUAAAAAUGAACCAAACAAUUAUCACAGUACAUCUUAUCAAGACGGUGAACAAUGUGUAGAAAUAAUCGUUGAUACAAAUAAAAAAUCAUCGUUAGGAGAAGUUGGUAAAUUGAAUGAUAUUCCUUGUACUAAACCAACAUUAGGUGUUAUAUGUCAAAUGAAAGAUAUUAAACCAAUUAAUAUCACACGUUUUGAAUCAUUUGCAAAGAUAAUUGGUUUUAAUACAACUGAAAUGAGUAAUGAAUAUUUAUCAUCUAAUUUAAAAAGUUUGAUUCCAAUAAAUCUAAAUACAAUAACAAAAAUGACUGAAAAACUUGAAGAUUUACUUGUUUUACCAUCGUUUACAACUAAACAAACGAUAGAUAUAUUAAAUAUAUUUGAUCAACUUAUUAAUAUUACUGGACAAAUUGAAAUAGAAGAUUGUUCACUUAAAUUAGUGACAAAUAAAUUAUUACAAUUUCUUGAUCUAUUUCCGACUAAAAUUCAAAUUGAAAAUAAACAAAAUCUUUCAUUUGAAUAUGAAAAUAUAAAUAUAUCAAUAUUAGAUAUUAAUUUUGAAAAUGAAAAUAAUGAAUGGUUUAGAAUAAAUGCUAAUAAAUAUCAAGAAAUAAAUAUAAAUAAACAUCCAAAUACAAUUAUUGAAAUUAAUAUUCGAGUUUUACAAACACAAUUAAUCAAAUUAAAUAAUUAUCGUAUAAUUGAAACAAUAUUUUCAAAUUUUAAUCUAUUUCCACAAAUAAAUAUAACUAAUUUUGGUAUACCUAUAUCUUAUCAAAUAGCAAAUUUAACAACAAUUAAAACAGAUGAAGAUUUAAUAAGAUUUCAAAUUCAAGUACCAGAAUCACUUCAAUCAUAUAAUGUUUCUUGUGUUUAUUGGUCAUUUGAUGAAAAUAAUGGAUCAUGGAUAACUGAUAAUGGAUGUCAUUUUGUUGGCUAUGUCAAUGAUUAUGCUCAAUGUUAUUGCAAUCAUUUGACUCAUUUUGCUUUACUUAUGGUAUGUUUAGAAAAUCGAUACAAGUCGAUUUCUAUAGGCGAUUAAAAUUCAGAUUAGAAUAAAAAGAUGUUUAAUACAGUUUUCUUAACUAGAGAUGUAAGUCAAUCGAUUGGCAAGGGACGGUUUCCCACUGAUAAAUUGAUUUUUAAGUCGAAUCAAUGUAUGGCUUACCUGAAUUUCGCCAAUUGGAUAUUUGCCAAUGGCGAAAGUCACGAGGAACUUUUACCAUUUGUCACAGAAGAAUAUAAAUGUUGGAUAUGAGCGAGGAGGGUGGGUAUCAGAAUAUAUCUUGGUGCUUUCUGUUAACCUACAUGUUACACUAGCGAAAGUCUUAUUGGCGAAAUUCAGGAAGCCCAAUGUGUAUCUUGAUGGUUCUAAUGAACUAUGAAUAACUUGAAAGAAUUUCUUACUAUUGGCUUAUCGUUGCAGUGAUAUUGCAUUUUUUAGCCCAAUGUCGUAGUCUUCUGUCUGAACAUCAAGAAAAUUGAGUUUCACAUUUCAACUUGAAAUCUUCUAUAGAGAUAGGCGUUAGCUGUAAGAGUUUACGAUGAUAGUUUGAGAUCUUUUGAUUACUUCUAUUCUGAACUAAAAACAUUGGAAUUUGUUGAUGUAUAUCAGAGCUGCCACCAGGCUGGCCUGCCAGGCCAUCGGAAAAUAUGAAAAUCAAAUCUGAGUUGAUCCGUUUACAUUAUAUUGAAGUAGAGUAGGAAACUA